Messenger RNA from Ornithodoros turicata, 1035 nucleotides. RefSeq lists its product as uncharacterized. The record is from RefSeq and is a predicted model, not a curated record. Bases 1 to 1035 code for a protein of 344 amino acids. Gene Ontology annotation, molecular function: nucleic acid binding. The transcript has a single exon. Gene Ontology annotation, biological process: DNA integration. NCBI's taxonomy places the organism in Eukaryota, Metazoa, Arthropoda, Arachnida, Ixodida, Argasidae.
AUGAUUCACAAGUGCGUCAAAUGCCGCAAACUGAGGAGCAGACCUCAGAAGCAAAUCAUGGCUGAUUUGCCAAGAGACAGACUUAGCAUGGACCCACCGUUCACCUAUGUGGGCCUCGACGUGUUUGGACCAUGGAAGGUUAAAGCGCGCAGAACUAGAGGUGGACUCGCACAUAGCAAAAGGUGUGCUGUGUUGUUUACUUGCCUGUCCGUACGUGCGAUACACAUUGAAGUCAUUGAAUCGAUGGAUUCUUCGAGCUUCAUCAACGCUCUCAGACGGUUCUUGUCUAUUAGAGGUCCGGUUAAACUGCUGCGGUCCGAUUGCGGAACCAAUUUCGUCGGUGCGUGCAAAGAGUUGAAGAUCAACACUGCGUCGCCUGGCCACAACGAUGUUGGCAAAUAUCUGCAGUCUCAAGAAUGCACGUGGGUUUUCAAUCCCCCUCACGCCUCUCACAUGGGUGGUGCUUGGGAGCGCAUGAUCGGGAUUGUUCGUCGCAUCGUGGACUCUGUGCUUCUAGGCACGAACAAGUCAGUGAUUUCACACGAUAUGCUUGUCACACUCUUUGCGGAGAUCGCAGCGAUCGUAAAUAGCAGACCUUUGACUCCGGUGUCAACAGAUCCGGAAAACCCAACGAUUUUGACUCCAAGUAUGAUUCUCACUCAGAAGACGGGCAGAAACCCUCCACCUCCUGGAGAAUUUGGGCAUGACAGUGUCUACCGACGGCACUGGAAACAAGUGCAGUCAAUGGCCAACACCUUUUGGGACCGCUGGAGGAAGGAAUACCUUCCAACAUUGCAGGGCCGUCGCAGGUGGCAAACAGCUCAACGAGACGUCCGAGAAGGUGACAUUGUCUUGCCGAAGGACAAGGAUGCCGAGAGAAAUGAGUGGCCUAUGGGUCGCGUUAUCAAGACUCUACCCAGUUCUGACGGGAGGGUGCGUAAGGUAGAGCUUAAGAUCCACAAGAACGGACUAGUGAAGGUUUUCCAGAGCCCCAUUUGCGAAAUUUUCCUUUUAUUAAGUGAUCAUGAACUGUGA